UGACUACUGACCAAGCAUGGAGAGCCUGCAGCACACUUCCAGCUAACUUCUAUUAGAGCAGAGAGUUGAUCGGCUGGACCAGUAUGCUGGGCGGGGACCCUGUGGAGGAGUGACAGGCAGCAGUUCUCAGGCUGGACGUUACGGGACCCAGUGGGUCCCAUCACUGCCAUGGAGUUUGGGAGGUUUCUUUUCAAGUCCCAAAGAACUUUGCUGCUCGGCAUGAUAAUGUUCAAACUGGGUAUACUGUGCACAGCAGCAGACCAGUGUCUGUCAUCCCCGUGUCAGAAUGGAGGUACGUGUUUGGACUAUAUGGGUAACUACACGUGUCUCUGCCCCAGAUGGCCAGUCCACUACACGGGCAAGGACUGUAAGGAGCUGUACGAUCCCUGUGUCUACGAUGCCCCUUGCACCAACUGUACCAGCACACUGGGCACAGGGGUCUACACCUGCCACUGCCUUGUCGGCUUCGCAGGGACCAACUGCACACUCAACAUCAGCAGGUGUUUGGACAACCCAUGUAAAGGGGGUGUCAGGUCUCACUGUGUGGACAGGGUGGACGGCUACACCUGCCACUGUCCCCCUGGCUAUGGAGGAGAAGCGUGCCAGGAGAGGAUCAUUGACUGCUCUGAGGAGCCGUGCCAUAACGAUGCCACCUGUGUUGGCACACCGGAUGGGUACGUGUGCCAGUGUGGCCCGGGUCUCCAGGGGAGGGACUGUGAGGAGAACAUAGAUGACUGUAAGUCACUCCCCUGUCAGAACGGAGCCAUCUGUAAAGACGGCAUCAACGGAUACCAGUGCUUCUGUGUGCCUGGUUUCCAAGGCUACCACUGCGACCUGGACAUUAACGAGUGUGCGUCGCGGCCAUGUGAGAACAACGGGACCUGUGCCAAUGAGGUGGACCACUAUGAGUGCAACUGUCUUCUUGGAUUCAAAGGGGUGAACUGUGAAGUGGAGAUAGAUGACUGUGAGGAGCAGCCCUGCCAGAAUGGAGCCAGCUGCCAUGACCAUGUGGGUCUGUACACAUGUGAGUGUGUGUCCGGGUACGAGGGCCAUGAAUGUGAGCUGGACAUUGACGAGUGUGCCAGUGGACCCUGUCUCAACGAGGGCAACUGCACAGACCUGGUGAACAGCUAUGAGUGUGACUGCACUGGGACAGGCUUUACAGGAGAGCAAUGUGAAGUGGACAUCCCAGAGUGUGCUUCUGACCCCUGCCAGAAUGGAGCUACCUGCGUAGAGGGAAUCAACCAAUAUGGCUGUUUCUGCUGGCCAGGUUAUGAAGGGAAGAACUGCCAGGUGGAUAUAGACGAGUGUGAGCUGGAGCCCUGUGAGAAUGGAGGAGAGUGUUUCCAGCGCUCAGAGUUGCUGUACAAUGGGGUGCUGUCUGGGCUGGAAGACAGGGAGUUCAACUAUGAGGAUGCAGCUGGGUUCCUCUGCCACUGCCAACCUGGGUUUGCUGGAGAGAGCUGUGAAGUGAAUGUGGACGAGUGUGAGUCCGCCCCGUGUCAGAACAGAGGGAGCUGUGAGGACCUGGUCAACUCAUAUUGGUGUGUCUGUCUACCGGGGUUCACAGGUGUGCACUGUGAGGUAGACAUCGACGAGUGUGAAAGCGAGCCUUGUCAGAACGGAGGUUCCUGCCACGACGGCUCCAACGCCUACACCUGCCACUGUGUGGAGGCGGAGCCAGGGGAGGAGCCGUGGGGCGGCCAUAACUGUGACGUCCGCCUGAUUGGCUGCAGGGAACACCUGUGUGAGAACGGAGCCCCCUGUGUGCCUAUCCUAAGCCAAGAAGAGGAUGGUAAUGAGGACAGGGAUGGGGAUGAGGAUGAACAAGAGCAUGGACACACCUGCCUUUGUCCCCCGGGCUUCACUGGGAAGCACUGCGGCAUCCCCACCACCUUCUCCUUCAACACAGAGGGCUAUAUCCUCAUUCAGCUCCCUCCUACAGCUAACAGGAGCAGGGCAGAAGUAGAACCCCAUCACCACCACGUCCAGCUGCGCUUCAGGACCACUCUGCCUGACAUGCUUCUGUUCUACGGAGGGGCUGAGCACUACUUUGUGUCCCUGGAGAUCGUGGGGAGUCUCCUCAAGGCUAGAGCUGGAUCAGGGAAAAAGCUACAGGCCACCUACCAUCUCCCAGUCAACGACGGAGACUGGCAUGAGGCCAAAGUGACCAUGGAUGAGAAGCUGGUACUGAUGGUCAAAGGACCAGUCUGUGACAAUGACGAGGGAUGCACGGUGGAGAACGAAGGACACAACCAACUGGUCUUCUUCCAACAUGGAUCAUUCCCAGAAGUCUAUGUGGGGGGAGCCCCCCAGAAGUAUCUGGCCAACACAGACAGUAGGAAGGGUUUCAUUGGCUGCGUGGAGGAUCUACAAGUUGACCACCAGCGUGUUCUGCCACAGGAUUUCUCUCGAGAGCACGUCCAAGACAUGGAGCUGGGCUGCAACAAGACUGACUGGUGUCAUCCUGACCCCUGCCAUCAUCGUGGGCAGUGUAUUGACCUGUGGACUAGCUUCAGAUGUGAGUGUCAUCGACCCCAUCAUGGCUCCCUGUGUGAAGAAGAACACCCCUCAUGGACAUUCAGUAAUGAAGAAACAGUGAGCUAUGCUGCCUUCAACAUCAACACAACUGAUGGUGAGAACUUCAACAUCUCCUUCUUCCUCCGCUCUCUGAAUCCCAGCGGCCUGCUACUCCAGCUGCGGAGAGGGAGGAGGGCCUACCUCAUCCUGUACCUGCGGGAGGGAACCCUGGUCUUCAACAGCCCCCCCACCACUCUGUUCUCUAACAAUAUCUACUUCACCAGCGGACAGAGGGAGCUGGUUACUAUAACAAUACGCCAGGGUCAGGUAGGGUUCAGCCAGGCUGGUACACAGCUCUCCCUGGGGAGGGUGAGGAUGGAACAGGGGGAUGUGGUGUAUAUCGGGGGUCUGCCACCGGGGGAGUCCACUGCCCCCUGGGGAGGUCACUUCAAAGGCUGCCUGCAGGACAUCACUCUGGACCACAUGCAGCUGUAUCCCAACCACACAAAGGAGGAGUGCCACUCCUACGAAGCGUACCAGUGCUACUUCCCAAACAAAGCUGAGAAUGUGUUGGAUGGCUGUGUCAGUGAUGAGGCAUGCAAGACUGGUCCCUGUCAGAAUGGAGGAACGUGCAUGGUCACCUGGAAUGACUUUGAGUGCACCUGUCCUAUGAACUUCUCUGGCAGGCGAUGUGAUACACGCGUGUGGUGUGUCAGUGACCCCUGUGCCAUGGGCAGCCAGUGUGUGGAUCUAGUUGACGGUUAUGAGUGUCUCACUAAUGCCACCUUUGAGAGCAACGCUCUGCAGUUCACUGCUAACGGCUCGCUAGUCGCCUCGGUGACUAGUGUCUCCGUGGACAUACGUACACGGAAGGAGAACGGCGUACUACUGCGGGCCACUAACGGAGCAGAGGUCUUCUGUCUGGGUCUGCUCAACUCCUCCCUACUAGUCAAACUACUGAGCGGCAACAGCCUGGAGUUGCAGGCAUUCACCAGUGACUUGACCAUCUCAGAUGGGGCCUGGCACCAUCUCCACCUUGCCAUGGCCGACCCCCUGCAACCUGUGUCCCGCUGGCGCCUCACUGUGGACGGGCGCAGGGUGGGCAGCACCAUGGGCACAGCCGGGAAUCUCAACUUCCUCAACAACACCACUGUGUGGAUGGCAGAGAACUACACAGGCUGUCUGGGGGAGUUGAGGGUGGGAGGAGUCUACCUACCCCUGGUGGACGACCAGGAUGCCCCCCAGGCAGCCCGGUUUAUCAGGCAGGGGGGCCAGGAGCCCAAGAUGGGGUGUGUUGGUGCCGAUGUGUGCCAGUCCCAGCCCUGUCUAAACCAGGGCUUCUGCCAGGACCUCUGGAACCUGUUAAACUGCAGUUGUGCCCCAGGCUGGGAAGGACAGUUCUGCCAGAGGAACACAGAUGAGUGUGCCUCAGGCCCCUGUGCCCAUGGCACCUGCACAGACCUGCUGGCAGACUACCGUUGUGAGUGUCACAAAGGCUGGGGGGGCAGAGACUGUGAUGAGGAGGUGGAUGACUGCCUGGAACACAGCUGUUUGAAUGGGGGCUCCUGUCUGGAUGGGACGGGCAACUACCACUGCGUCUGCCUCCCUGGAUACAGCGGCCGCCGCUGUCAGCGGAGAUUCCCUCCACAGCAGUGUGAUGAGGAUACGAAGUGUGACAACGGUGGAGUCUGCAUGGAUGGGAUCUGGGGUGCCAACUGCACCUGCAAGCCUGGAUACACUGGGGACUGGUGUGAGGCAGAGAUAGAUGAGUGUGAGUCCAGUUCCUGUCUCAACGGUGCUACCUGCCUGGACCGACUCAACAGCUUCCAGUGUAUGUGUUUGCCGGGCUUCAGCGGCACACAGUGUGAAAGCAAUAGACAGGAGCAGAGGGAGCGUGUGCCCUGGCUAGUGGUGGCCAUCCCUCUGGCCAGCCUGUGUGUGCUGUUGGCUGUGGUGGCCCUGGUCUUCAUGGUGUUGACCGCCCGCAAGAAGCGCCAGUCAGAGGGCACCUAUAGUCCCAGUGCCCAGGAGGUGGCAGGGGCACGGCUGGAGAUGGGCAGCGUGCUCAAAGUACCCCCUGAGGAGAGGCUCAUAUGAGCCCUACACACAACAGAAACACUCACUUCCUUUGCUUGGUUUCAUACACCUACACUAUCUGGUUCAGACACACAAACAGACAGGCGAGGACUGGUCCGACUCAUUAAGAUGUGUCCAAGGGGUGAAAGGCCACCAGCGGUGUGGACAUAUGCCCUUACAGUGGUGCCCCCGCCACACUGCUGCUGCUGGGUCAUGGUGGUGGGGGUGGUUAAACCCAGAGCUCAUCCCUCUAUGGAAAGAAGUGAUGUGAUCUGUCAGAGCCUCAGAGAAAGGCAGGAUAGAGACGGUCUUCUUCCCAAGACUCGAGAAAUGCUGUCGUGUUGAGUCUCCUCAGCUAAUCCCUUCUCUGGAGUGAUGAACCACACUUGAUUCCAGUGUCUUUCUAUAAAAUACCUACCUGUGAACAUUCUAUACCCCACAUUGGUUAUGUGUGAGUUCACACGAACGACGACUUUGAUGGUAAAACAUUGUAUUUUUCUCGGGAUGUGCACUAUGUAAGUUAACAGGCUACACCAACAAUGUAAAUAAUGAUCUAUUUCUAAAUAUUUUAUGUGUUUUUGUUCAUGUCACUGUCUUAUGCAAAUGUACGAGGUGCUCCUAAAACUCCUAGAAAGUGGAUUGAGACCAUGUUAAUGUUAUCAGCUAACUUCAACUCUGAUGCCACAGUCUUUAGACAGGUUGCAUUUAGUCUUUGCUCACCGGUGCCACUAACUCCACCAGCCAAGUGAUCAAUGGAUGUUUUUCGCUCUCUGUAACUAUGGAUGCUUUACCACAUUUACACGGUAACUGAGCUGAAUGAAAGUAAGGCACUAUAUUUUUCUAUCAAAUGAGCUAGAUAUGAAGAUCAUGCAGACCCUACUGAAGGCAAAUAAUUGCAAGAUCAGUAUUUGUUAUGAAUUGACUUCUAAAUUACUUUAUGAAUGAGUUGUUUGUAUGUGCCUUCCUAACAGAAUGGAUGGAAUGCUGACAAACCCAACAUUUUACUCCUUAAUAUUGUAUCUAUAUGUUCGAUGGAGCCACAUACUGUCUCAAAGGGAAACUCACUGUGAUGAUGUUAUUGAUGUCUUUGUGGAAUGCUGUAGAGCAGUAUGAUAGACAGAUAGACAGAGCAUGCUGCCUAUUCCAGCUCUGUUGGGCCUCCUCUUAUUCCUGUAGGGCUGGAUGAUAUUGUACAGACAUGUUACUGUGUAUACACUGACAUCAUCUCUGUUCCAGCUCUGUUGGGCCUCCUCUUAUUCCUGUAGGGCUGGAUGAUAUUGUACAGACAUGUUACUGUGUAUACACUGACAUCAUCUCUGUUCCAGCUCUGUUGGGCCUCCUCUUAUUCCUGUAGGGCUGGAUGAUAUUGUACAGACAUGUUACUGUGUAUACACUGACAUCAUCUCUGUUCCAGCUCUGUUUGGCCUCCUCCUCUUAUUCCUGUAGGGCUGGAUGAUAUUGUACAGACAUGUUACUGUGUAUACACUGACAUCAUCUCUGUUCCAGUGCUGGAUUUCACAGAAUACAUGCCAGGGUUGGGUUCAAUUCAGUUUUCAAUAAAGUCAAUUCAGGAAGUGAACAUAGCCCAUUGCUUUCUAUGGGCAUUUUUCAAUUCACAAAGUCAAUUGUCAAUUAAAAACUAAUUUGACCCCAAUCCUGGUACACCCUGGAUUAAUCUACAACAGGGGAUAGACUGGACUGACCUGUAUUUCAGCACUGAACAGUAUGGUAGGAGCCUACACUGGACGCAUCUCUACUCACGCAGUACAAAGUACAGUAUACUGAACAGUAUGGUAGGAGCCUACACUGGACGCAUCUCUACUCACGCAGUACAAAGUACAGUAUACUGAACAGUAUGGUAGGAGCCUACACUGGACGCAUCUCUACUCACGCAGUACAAAGUACAGUAUACUGAACAGUAUGGUAGGAGCCUACACUGGACGCAUCUCUACUCACGCAGUACAAAGUACAGUAUACUGAACAGUAUGGUAGGAGCCUACACUGGACGCAUCUCUACUCACGCAGUACAACGUACAGUAUACUGAACAGUAUGGUAGGAGCCUACACUGGACGCAUCUCUACUCACGCAGUACAAAGUACAGUAUACUCAACAGUAUGGGAUGCUGGGUAGGCUACACUGGUAUAUACAAGGAGUAUUCUGUGAUUCUGUCAAAUGUGAUUGGAUAGUAACACUGUAACAUGAUGUAAUUGUAUAUAAUGUGAUUUAUUCAAAAGGUAAACGUUUCUGUUGGAUUUCAACAGUUGAACUGCUGCAAAAGAGCUCAUAUAAAAGGAGGAUAAUAAAAACAACACCAUGAAGUAAUGGA
Molecule: messenger RNA, 6923 nt
Organism: Oncorhynchus kisutch (coho salmon)
Lineage: Eukaryota; Metazoa; Chordata; Actinopteri; Salmoniformes; Salmonidae
Product: protein crumbs homolog 2
Exons: 13
Coding region: 169-4617 (1482 amino acids)
Molecular function (GO): calcium ion binding
Source: RefSeq, a predicted model, not a curated record